AUGGAACUAAAAGAAGAAACGAAAGAGGAUCCAGUCUAUGUAUUGUUGGUGCUAGAUAUAAUUUCAGUAACAAUGCUUUCAUUGUCAGUAGUCUUCAACUUACUUGGUAUGUACCUGCUGACACAGCUCAAAUCUCGACGUAAUAUGGGUCAAAUAUCGCUUCUAAUCUCAAUGAGUCUAUCAGAAGUUCUCAUAGCUCUUGUUGAUGUUGUCUAUAUGAUUGUGAAAUUUGCAGGAUUGGAUGAAGAGACUUCAAAUAUUUUUGUAUAUUGCGAAGAGGUUAUUGCUGGUCUGUUUUUCACUUAUUAUGCAGUUUUAUUUAUGUUAACAUUCGACAGACUGUUAGCGUUCGUGUUGCUUUUAAAAUACCAUAGCAUUGUGACUAUAAAAAGAACACGGUAUUGUAUAGUUGUUGUAUGGAUUGGAGGGUUUAUUAUUGUUUUUCCAUUCUUCUUUCUGAGUCCAGAUACAUUUUUUGAGACAUGGUAUAAAUAUGUAUACUUGAUUCUGGAUGGUAUAAUUCUAACCACUGUUUUUAUAACGUAUUCAUAUAUCUUUAACAAAGCUUCUAGGAAGCGCAGAACAGUAGCGUCUGGUGUUGCAGGCAGAGAAAAGAUGUUUGUUGUGACAACUAUAAUUAUCGCAACUUUUGUUCUACUUGUGGUUAUUCCCGAUAUAUUAUACGCGUAUCGGUUUGUAAUCCACAAAAUGGGAAGUGAUGUGGAGGAGAGCAUUAUUGGAAUGUGUUGGGAAUUAAAUUAUAUUACCGAUCCUUGCGUGUAUACGUUUCUUCAAAAGGAUGUACGUAAAGUCUUACGACAAAAACUAUCGACAAUAUAUCACAGAGUAUUGUGCAGCAAGAAGUCAAGCUAUGCCGUGUCUCAAAAUGGAACCAGUCAUAUUUCUUAUUUUACUAACGAAGUCGCAAACGUAAAUAUUUAUCGAAAUAGUAGAUCUUAUGACACUGGAACAUAA
Molecule: messenger RNA, 975 nt
Organism: Hydractinia symbiolongicarpus
Lineage: Eukaryota; Metazoa; Cnidaria; Hydrozoa; Anthoathecata; Hydractiniidae
Product: melanocyte-stimulating hormone receptor-like
Exons: 1
Coding region: 1-975 (324 amino acids)
Biological process (GO): G protein-coupled receptor signaling pathway
Cellular component (GO): membrane
Molecular function (GO): G protein-coupled receptor activity
Source: RefSeq, a predicted model, not a curated record